ACAUGUGGGCGGGGUCAGUCCCCCAGGUUUACAGGAAACUUGAAAAGCAGGAAGUCCUCAACUUCUUCAGAUUUGUUCAAACUUUCCCCGAAAAUACGAGAUUAACCUUCAAAACACAACAUUUGUUGCAGUUUCUGAACCGUUUUUACAGUGUUCACCACCAAGGUGAGGGGGCCAUGAACCGAGUCCCCCUGCAGCAACCGCAGACCUGCGGGCCCUGGGAGCUGAAGGAGCGACUUGGAACCGGAGGCUUUGGGAAUGUCACAAGAUGGCAAAAUAAGGACACAGAGGAGCAAAUUGCUAUAAAGCAGUGCCGCCAGGAGUUGAGUGAGCGAAACAAAGAACGAUGGAAACUGGAGAUUCAGAUCAUGAAAAGGCUGAAUCACGUCAACGUGGUCGCGGCUCGAGAUGUUCCUGCGGGGAUGCAGAAGCUUGUGACCGCCAACGAUCUACCGCUGCUUGCUAUGGAGUACUGUCAGGGAGGAGAUCUGAGAAAGUAUCUGAACGUCUUGGAUAACUGCUGUGGAAUGAGGGAGGGCUCCGUGUUGAUUCUUCUACGUGACAUUUCUUCAGCCCUCACUUACCUCCAUAAUAAGAGGAUCAUCCACAGAGACUUGAAACCAGAAAACAUUGUGCUUCAGCAGGGGGAAAAGAGACUGAUUCACAAGAUUAUAGAUCUGGGCUAUGCUAAAGAGUUGGACCAGAGCAGUCUCUGCACCUCCUUUGUGGGAACUCUGCAGUACUUGGCCCCGGAGCUCAUAGAGAGGAUGCAGUACACCGUCACUGUGGACUACUGGAGCUUUGGCACUUUGGUGUUUGAGUGCAUCACAGGAUUUCGUCCUUUCUUACCCACCUGGCAGCCUGUUCCCUGGCACAAUAAAGUCAGGCUGAAGGAAAACGAUCACAUUGUGGUUUAUGAGGACCUCUCAGGAGAAGUCCAGUUCUCUAAACAUCUGCCUCAGCCCAAUAACCUCAACAGUCUACUGCUUGAAAAGAUGGAGAGGUGGCUGCAGCUGAUGUUGAUGUGGUCCCCUCAGAAUCGAGGCAAAGACCCCAACGCCACACCCACCGACUGCUUCUCCCAGCUGGAGCUCAUCCUGAAACUCAAGCUUGUCCACAUCCUAAACAUGAUGUCCGCUAAGAUCCUCACAUACUCGGUAGCGGACGAUGAGACGGUGGCUGACCUGCAACUGAGAAUAGAAAAAGACACUGGCAUAACUGCAGCCAGCCAGGAGCUGCUGCUGGAGGCGGGGCUAGCCUUGGAGCCACACGUGCCGGCUUCACAGUGCGCCGUGGAUUAUUCGGAGGUGGAUGGACGACGGAGAGACCUGCCUCUGGUCUUCUUAUUUGACCGUUCCUCCUGCACUUAUCAACCCCAGUUUGCUCCUCGAACGCUUCCUGAAAAUAUCCGCUUUGUCCAAAUGGACCCCAAGCACGUCCUUCCUUACAGCCCUCUGAGGAGGACGUGUGGUCAGGCGUGGCACACCAUCCGCUCCCUGAAGGAGGACUGGCAAAGGCUGCAGCAGGGCCAGAAAGCUGCCAUCAUGAGCCUGCUGAGACACAACUCCUCACUGUCCAAACAGAAGAAUGAGAUGGUUUCCAUGCACCAAAGACUUACUGCCAAGUUGGAGUUCUUCACCACCAGCCUUCACAUCGACAUGGACAAAUACCAGGAGCAGACAGCCACAGGGAUUGCGUCAGAGAAGCUUAUGAGUGUGUGGAGGGAGAUGGAGCAAACGGCUGUCAGCUGUGGUCAGGCAAAAGUGUCUGAACUGGAGGACGAGAUGAUGCAGCUGCAGCCAGACAUCGUUGAUGUGCAGAGGCAGCCGUGGAGGUGUGGAGAGGCCUUGGAUACGCUCGAAGGAAAAGCCAUGGAGCUGUUCCGAAAACUCAGAGAAAAACCCAGAGACCAGAGAUGUGCAGGAGACGGUCAGGAGGUGAUGCGUCUGGUCCUGCAGGCUGUGCAGGUCUACGAGAGGAAGCUCAAAGAUUUCUAUACACACCUCAGUAAGACUGCGGUGUGUCGCCAGCGUGUGAUGGAGCUCCUACCAAAGGUGGAGGGCGUGGUCCAGAAGAUGGCGGAGAGCGAACAGAUCCUGAUGAGCCUGCAGGAGAGGCGACAGAAGGAGCUGUGGAACCUGCUCAAAGUGGCCUGUAGCAAAGUCAGAAGCCCGGUCAGUGGGAGUCCUGAUGGACUGCGUACUCCUUCAUCGGUGCCGCCUCUUCUGACCCCCAGAGACAGCUUACAGCAGAUUGACGAGUCGCUCCUGGAAGAAAGCCGGACGUUUGAGAGUCGCCUCCAGAGUUUGCUACACACCACCAUCCAGGAGUCAGAGAGCAGCAUGGAGAUGCUGCGAGAGUGGACGUGGCUGAGUGGAGAGCAGAGUUUUUCCAGCGACCUCUCCUGAACAGGAGUAGUGUGGGACUCUACUACCCCUCUGUGGACGAGAUGCAGGACUGCAGGAGGGGGGCUGCAGUUCUGUUCAAGGAGUGCAGCUGCUUCAUUUACAGCCUUAAAGGGCCUAUAUCAUGCUUUUUUUUAACCUUUUAAAGUAAACUAUAUUCAUACAUAUGAUAAAAUAUUGGGGCGCAUUGGUUAGCGCUCUUGUCUAAUAGCAAGCGCUCAAGUCCUGGCUGGGGUACCUGAAACAGUCCUGUGUGGAGUUUGCAUGUUCUCCCCGUGCAUGCGUAGGUUUUCUUCGGCGACUCUGGCUUCCUCCACCGUCCAAAAAAAUGCUUCAUAGGUUAAUUGAUGACUCUAAAUUGUCCACGGUGCGACUGCAAGUGUGAAUGGGUGUGUGCUUGUGGCCCUGCAACAGACUGGCGACCUGUCCAGGAUGUCCCCUGCCUUUGCCCACAAUUCGCCAGGUUAGGCUCCAGCAGCCCCCGAGACCCCCAAAAGGGACAAAACGGUUAAAAUGGAUGAUAAUAUUUUAUCUUUGGCACACUAAAGAAUUUUUUCCUUUUUUUUAAUGAAAGUGAUUUUCGCUGUUCAUUUUCCCACAAGGAAGUAAGACGACCCGCUCCUUGUGCCCGCCCAUUACAUGAUGUCAACCUAGAGCCAGCCUCGGCAACAUGUCUUCGCCUCGUCCAUGAAGACAACAUCCAAAUUUUUCCAAAGAUAGAUUUGCAUAUUGUGCGUAUAAAAGGAAAGCGUUGUUGCCGAUCACCGUCAGCUCCACGGAGAAAGUGGUUGUGUGUGUUGGUUCUAGCGGCCCAGAUCUUUCCUGGAAGGGGCUGUACAAAGUGAGAAACUACCCGUUUUUGUGGAUUGGGAGGGGCUGGUGCUCAGAGAGUAGGUUUUUAGAGGAAUACUUAAAGAUACGUGAACGGAUCAAACUACCGCUUUAGGGUUACUUUUGUGAAGAAUUGACAUUGUAAUACACUUUAAAGCUCAAAGUUAAUUUUGCAUGAUAAAGGCCCUUUUAAACUAUUAGUGGCUCUGGUUUUGGGGAUAAAACACGCUCAUGGGUACAUCAACCCUCCACAAUGGCAAUGACAAAACUGACUGACUUAAACAAAAAGACGAUUUUUUUAAUUUAGUUUUUAGGUUUUGUAAAUAUUAUGUUCAUAAAUAUAAGAAACUUAAUUGCUGUUUUUAUUUUAUCAAAACAAAGUUAAUUCCCAAUUUUAAGACAAGUCAACUGUGAUGUUUCCAUAAUUUACUGUACUUUAAUUGUACAUUAGAAAUCAAAUUUCUAAAAGAGGAAACUUGCAUUUGUAUUUUAAAAAGACAUAAUCAGAAUUUGUUUUUUAUGUUUUUUUAUUGCAUAAAAUCUUUUUUUAAACACUUUAUAAGACUUAUUAGAUAUUCCUGGUAAUGAAUCUUCCCUUCAGACUGUGAAAUGUGCAUAUACGAAAAAGGACAAAAUUGUUAAAAUGUUCAAUGCUUGAACAGAAGGUGCAUCUUUACCAUCUACAUGCAAGGAAAAAAGCUUUUAAAAAGCUGUCCACUGUAGUGACUACAGUAUAUAUUUAGGGGUAAAAGUCAGAAAUCUAUGAACUAUGGUGUACAUUUCAGGCUGAUCGUCAUUACAAAGGAUUUAAAACAUUUAAAUCAUUCACUUUAGUUUUUCUGAAGCACACAAAGGUUUUGAUUCAUUUUAAGUGUGUGACACUUCUGAAUAAACUUAACUGAAUGUUAUAA
Molecule: messenger RNA, 4147 nt
Organism: Oryzias latipes (Japanese medaka)
Lineage: Eukaryota; Metazoa; Chordata; Actinopteri; Beloniformes; Adrianichthyidae
Gene: ikbkb
Product: inhibitor of nuclear factor kappa B kinase subunit beta
Biological process (GO): positive regulation of transcription by RNA polymerase II; tumor necrosis factor-mediated signaling pathway; peptidyl-serine phosphorylation
Cellular component (GO): cytoplasm; IkappaB kinase complex
Molecular function (GO): protein binding; IkappaB kinase activity; ATP binding
Source: RefSeq, a predicted model, not a curated record